Sparassis crispa is the source of this 2334-nucleotide messenger RNA. RefSeq lists its product as hypothetical. Gene Ontology annotation, biological process: regulation of nitrogen utilization; mitochondria-nucleus signaling pathway; negative regulation of transcription by RNA polymerase II. Lineage: Eukaryota; Fungi; Basidiomycota; Agaricomycetes; Polyporales; Sparassidaceae. The record is from RefSeq and is a predicted model, not a curated record. Bases 1 to 2334 code for a protein of 777 amino acids. Gene Ontology annotation, cellular component: cytoplasm. The transcript is spliced from 3 exons.
AUGAUCGGGCAUUUUCCGUCCCCCAUCCUCUCCGUGACCGCAGACGCGGUUCAGGAACUUGAAGGAGAGGACGCCGUCUUCGGCCUCUGGGCCCUGUUCACAAAAUGCAAGGAGUCCCUCAAGGACGGCCGGCGUCUGGAGAACAUGUCCUGGCGGCUGUGGUACCGCGAAAUCGCGGCUUCACAGCAUUCUCCGUGCUCGUCGCCAGGCACUAUGACGCCGGCGUCGUGCGAGCGGAGCUCACCGCCCAUCACACCGAUCUCGGAGGACGGGCGUGUCUCACAAGACCACGCGCCGGAUGCGACGUUGGCGCCUGCCUCGGGAUUUCCCGUAGCCCACUCAUGGCACGGAGAGAAGCCGGCUCCGUCGUUCAUUGGUGGACGGCGCCUGAGCUCUGCGAGCGUGCCCAUGGCCUCCAAGUCCCACGGCGCAGUUCACGUGGGGAAGCUCAUUCUCGGGAUCCUGCCAGACAAGGUGGUCGUCCCCGUCGUAAGGUUGCCUUCCCCCCCGGCGACGCACCAGGUGUUGCCUACUGUACAGCUACCAGACGCGCCUUCACCAGCGCCCCCAAGUGCGGCGUAUCCUCGCGUGGUGGUCGUAAAUCCGACCCCGCAUCCGACCCCCCCCGCAACCCCGCACUUGUCGCAUACUCCACAGGCUAUUUUCGCUGCACAGCCAUCUCUCAAUCUACUUCCACCGCCCCCCGCGCGUCCGCUGACCAGCGUACUCGCGCCCGCACAAGGAAAGAAGCAGUCCGUUUCGCGACAGUCGGAUCUCCAGGCACCACGUGACGUUCCGCCAAGCCAGCCGGACACGCGUGAUGAUACUCUGAAGCCUUCCGAUAGGCGCUUCUUCAUGCAGGAGGCUGAGUCGCCGGAUCGUGAUUCGCUAGAGUCCACUUCUCGGGCGACAUCGGGGAAGUUCUCGGUUGGUCACGAGAUGAGCCCUGGCAGUGUCAGUUCCAAUCAGACCAAGUCGGACGGUGGCGGCGCCGCGUCAAGCUCGGGCGGCAAGCGGGGACUCGCCGGGCGGUCACAGGGUCGCAAGAGCAAGGAGGCGGUACGGUAUGUCGCAACGCGUCCUGCCGUGCAUCGGACACACGCGCCUGCCCAUCAGCAACACCAUCCAUCGCGCCAGACUGCGCAGCGGAAAGCCGCGACAGAAUCCAAGAAGACGACAUUCAACUUUGGCUCUGUGUCCUCCAAUGGCUCGAGGGGCGCUGAACCUGGUCCUUCUAAAGCGCCCGCUGCUCCAAACGAGCCCAGCGAGCCCGUCGUAACACGGCCCUGCGCCAGCCCGCCGAAGCAGACCAACGGAGUGGCUCAGCCUCCCCGGCGCGGUAUCGUUGUCAGCACAUCUUCCGACUACGAGACCACUGACACGGACGACGACUCCGAAUGGGCUUCGGAGGACAAUAGCACGGGGGAGCGCGAAAAGGAGCGUCAGCGGGAAGAGACGCGCCUUCGCGAAGCUGCGGAGGAAGUGCGCCGCCAACGCGAUAUGUUUGCGAAGGUCCCCAAGCGCUCUUAUUCGAACCUCAAUCGCACGCGGUCAGGACUGCUCUCGCAGCUGCUCAACCCGGAUCCUACCAUCUUCCCUCCAAAUCAUUCCUAUCGUACGAGCCAUUCUACGCAAGACAUGACGCAAUUCGCGCGGCAAAGUGGCCACGCGCCAUCUCCGUUACCGACAAGCAAAAGCUCCGCUGCCGUACCCGUCGCUGCACAGAUCACCGCUCAGGUGCCAGCACGAGAUAGGAGUGCCGGCGACAAUGGUGCAUACCGGCUCAAGGGCCGACCACAAGGCGAAGAAAUGGAGGAGGAUAGCGACAGCGGGGAAGAGAAUCCGGACAACGCGAUUCAAUUAUCCCGGAGUCUGGCGCAGCAGAAGCUGGCUGCGUUAACAGACCCCAACCGUCGGCGCAACUCUGAUCACGCCGUGCCGACCCAGCCUGCGGUACGCCCGGCAAUUCCCUCUGUUGCGACAGCGCCCAUCCCUCUCGGCCACCCUUACAAUCUGCCAGCUCCACCUCCGCCAAUGACUCCACGUACCAUUCGUCGGCAGAUGCUCGCCACGGAGCUGUCGGAAAGUCUUAGGCGAAAUUUGUUGUGGGAACGACAGGUUAGCAAGAUCAAUCUAACGAACCGUGCGCGUCGCGGUGGCUAUCUGGGCGACGGCUUGCGUCCCCUCACAGCUGUGCGUGCCGAGAUAUCGAAUGGGAGUACGAGCAAGAAUGCUGGCCGCGGCGGGAACGAGGGCGUCGAGGAGCGGAGUCGUCACACCAUGACCCGCAAUCGUAGUUAUGCGGCAGAUGACUAUCACUACGCAGGGUGGUAG